Molecule: messenger RNA, 3822 nt
Organism: Triticum aestivum (bread wheat)
Lineage: Eukaryota; Viridiplantae; Streptophyta; Magnoliopsida; Poales; Poaceae
Exons: 2
Coding region: 2406-3545 (379 amino acids)
Source: RefSeq, a predicted model, not a curated record
GAGAACCCUAUCCAUUUCCUCUUCUCUCGCCUCUGUGCGCCUCUCUCCCGUACGCCGAGCCACCGCGCCGCAUCGGACACCGGCGACGGCGACGAGUUCCACCGCUGCGCGCUGGCCUCUUUCCCUUCCUUUCCUCCCUCCAUUUCUCCCUUCCGCAACGAACCUCGUGUGGCAGAGAGAGAGAGAGGGACGCGAUUGCGCCCUCCUCUGCUCCCCUUUGCGCUCGACGGCGCCCUUCUCUGGUGGAGUAGCGGCGAGGCACGGUUGCGCCGGUCGCCGGCGUCGGCAGCAAACCACCGCGCCACGCGAGCGACCUCCCCUUUCCUUUUCUUCCUUCUUUUUCUGUGGCAAAGAGAACGAGAGGAGAGUGUCGCGGCGCCGCUGCGCCCCCUCUGCCCCCCUUCCCAUCCGCGUCGUUGCCAUCCCCUUCGCCGGUUGCGUCUAAGCCUCGCGGUGAGCGCGCCGCCGUCGAACGGUUUGGCCGCGGUGCCCCCUUUUCCUUUUUUUAUUCUUCUUCUUCCGACGCCUCGGCUUACUGAUGCGCGUCCGGAUCGAGAGGAACGGCGCGUCCUUGUGGCGGCGCUCUUUGUCGGCGAGCUCAAGGCCCUGCCCGGUGAGUUUCUUUGCCCUGUCUAGAGUUCUUGGGGGGAAAGGAGGAUCUUUCUUUCUCUGUAUAUGCUUUGUACCGAAUAUCUUAGCCUAACAUGCUCUGAAACCAUUGAUAGAUGUUGUGAAUCAUUAGGCUAGAUUAGAUCGGUGGUCCUACCUUCUCCUUUUGGCUCGAGGAGCUCCCGGUGCCGGCCAUGGUGACGGUGGCCGGUGAUGGCAGAGAGUUGAUCGUGGGUGAAGUGGUGGGAGUACGGCGUUGCGACGAACCUCGUGAUGCGAGCCGCCGGCCCCCACCUCUUUAUAUAGUGCAGGUGACAGGGGCCCGUCACCCAUAAUGGGUUGAGCACCCCCGAUCAGGGCGCGGAUCUAAGGGCCCGGUGGGCCGUUGGGCCCACACGGUGAAGAUCAUCCUAACACAUCCUGCUUCGAUAGUAAAUAAAAUUAUUUUGGCCUAACCCAUGCUGCAACGACUAUUCCUUCAAAUUUUGAAUAGUGAUUGAGUCUUCAAGGCAUGGCUGGGUUGCAGGUUGAUAGAAAGAUUCUUUAUGCACAAUGAUUCUAACCAUCCUACCUCAAAAAAAAAAAUGAUUCAAACCAUCCACAACUUCCCCUCAAUAUAAACAUUUAAUUAGACAUGAGAACAAUGAACUAUCAAAUAAGUAACUGAAUAUUUUAUAGGUUUCAACAUUAACAGAUAUUCUAAAACAUUCACCGACAUAGUUCAUAAUUCAUUUCAACACAUAAUAAACACCUACCCUUGAGGCAUAUCGAAAGAUGGCCUAACAGGUAACUAACUGAAAAUUUUAUACAGAGAGUCCAUGACAUGUAAGACGAGGAGUCGACGGCGACAGAGAAUACAAAUACCUUCGUCGUGCGCGCAGUUAUCUGGUCGAGUGAUCGCUCCUUGUUUUGUCACACUCAUCUGCCAACACAAAUCGUUUGGCUCUCCGGCAGGGUGAUCACGGCGCCGCCGCCAAACCCCAGCGUCACCUAUGGGAAAAGAUUCGCCCAUGCCUUGGUCUCGCCGGCCACGUCGUAGCACAGAUCCACUAGCUUCUCCGGCGACUGCUUCCGCGGGAGCUUGAUGCUCCGGGCGACCUCCGCCACGACCUGGUCCAGCAGCCCCUUGUCGAGGUACAUCAGCACCGGGACGGAGUCGCCGAUGACAGGGGACCGCUUCGGUGGCACGACGGUCGAGUUCCCGAUCUUGACUGACGCGAGCAGGAUCGUGUAGAAAGCGUCCGGCGCGGAGGGGAUCAGCGGCGUGGUCACCACGCCCGGCUCCGUCACGGCGUCAUUUAAAAAAAAUACUCGCUAGUUUCAUAAUAUUGUGCAUAUAGAUUUUUAAAAAGUCAGACAUCAUAAACUUUGAUCGAAUUUAUGGAAAAAACAUUCAUCUAGAACGCCAAACUUAUAUCAUUAGAACUUUCAUACAUACUUUAUAUGUUUGAUAUUAUAGCUAUAAAUAGUAUUUUGGAAUGGAGGGAGUAUCUCUAAAAACUUAUAUCAUCAUAAACUAUAUUUUAGAAUGAAGGGAGUGUCUUUAAAAACUUGGUCGAAUUUCAUAGUACUCCCUCCAUUUCAAAAUAUAGUGCGCUCGCGCUUCCCGAGGUCGAACUUUGAUCAUAAAUUUAACGAAUGAGACCGACUACGGCGGGAGAAAAAGUUACAUAAUUAAAAACUUCUUUCGAAUACGAAUUCAUUGAUAUAAUUUUUGCUCUUGCCGCAAUCGAUCUUGAUAGUUAAAUUUACGGUCAAAGUUGAAGCACGAGGAUACAACACUAUAUUGUUGUGGAAUGGAGGGAGUAGUGCCUAUCGACUCGACUGCCGUGAGAGCGCAGUCAUGCCGUCGGUCAAUUGCUCGGUGUUUUGUCUCCGCGGUCACACUCACCUGCCAACACAGAUCGUUUCGCUCUGCGCACACGCCAUGCCCAUGCGCGCGCUCUCUCUUCCUCUCCCGUCCCGUCACCUCAAUCCAAUCCGCGGGCCGGCUCUUGCUAUUCUUCUUCCCCUUUCAAAUACUCUACUCCACAGCACACGCUCGGUGUCAAGCACUCAAGCCUAUUCAUUUCUCCUCGGUCCUCGCCACCACACAAGUGAGUGAGGGAAGAGCUAGAUACCACCGUCGCCGCCCGCCCAGCACCAGGAUGGCGACCACCACGACCACCGCGCUGAGCAUGAAGCUCCUGGUGGACACCCAGGCCCGGCGCGUGCUGUUCGCGGAGGCGAGCAAGGACGUGGUGGACUUCCUCUUCUCCCUCCUCGCGCUGCCCGUCGGCACCGCCGUCAAGCUGCUCGGGAAGGAGGCCAUGGUCGGCUGCGUCGGCAGCCUCUACGGCAGCGUGGAGAAGCUCGACGGCACCUACGUCCAGCCCGGCGCCGCCAAGGACGCGCUGCUCCACCCCGCCGUCCUCUCGCCGUCGGCCAGCAGCAAAAGCUCCCUCCUGGGCAUGCCGCCGCCGCCGUGCCCACAGGCGAAGGCGUUCUACAGAUGCAGCAGGCAGUGCAACUGCUACAGCGACGGAUAUGACGGCAGCAGCAGCCAGCAGGCUAGAUGCAACAGCUGCCGGACUUACAUGACGGAGAGUUACGGCACCUACUGUCCAUCGUGUAAGAACCAGAUGACCACGGCCUUCACGGUCGUGCCGUCGGCCGCGUCCGGAGGCGAGGUGGCGCAGGCGGCGGGCGGCGUCAGCGGGAAGGGGUUCGUGCAGGGCAUCGUGACGUACACGGUGAUGGACGACCUCACGGUGACGCCCAUGUCCUCCAUCUCCAGCAUCACCCUGCUCAACACCUUCGCCGUCAGCGACCUCAGCGCGCUCCAGGAGAAGACCGUGCAGCUCGGCUAUGACCAGGGUCUGGAGAUCCUCAAGGCGUCGCUGCAGUCCAAGACCGUGCUCACCGACGUUUUCCUGAAGCCCCCCAGCAGCGCUUGAAACGCACGGUCCUGCGCCUAACAUGCUCAUCGACAUGGGAAAGUAGCUCGAUGUGUCUAGCUAAAUUAGGUUGAUCUUUUGUGCGGCCAUCAGAACUAUCUAACGGUGGCAUCUUUUGGUAAUGUCAAGUGUCCGAUGGUACUAUGGUAGUAGUUAGAUGCUCGUAGUCCAGCUUAAGUUAUCAGUUGCUCCAGGUUGUACUAGUACUUAUGUGUUGAUGCUUGAUGUAUGCGUUUGCAUCGCAGGUAGGGGUAUCAUCUUCUGUUGGUUCUCAAAA